This is a messenger RNA of Xyrichtys novacula (pearly razorfish), 9416 nucleotides long. Lineage: Eukaryota; Metazoa; Chordata; Actinopteri; Labriformes; Labridae. The record is from the annotation of a GenBank genome assembly.
UCAAAACCUGACUGUCACGUUUUCCAACUGACGUGUCGCAUUGGGUUAUUGAGGAAAAAUACAGGAGUGUUUUUCCUGCUUCUUCUUUCACCGCCAGGUAUUAGCGAGGGACUGAACCAUGUCAGAGCCAACCAAGCAGGAAAUUUCAACUAUUUUUAAGCGACUUCGGUCCAUUCCCACUAACAAGGUGAGAGUUUUAGACGAGAGUUUUAGCGCGUGCUCUCUCUUUAUGAACGAGGAAGUGAGCUGAACUCAAAUGUUUGACACGUCGCACUGACAAACGCCACGGCUGGUGUCAACCCUCUGCCUUCACUUGAUACGAAACUGUAACAUGUCAUUUCUUUUAAAAUACAUUAACGCACAGGUUGUUUUGUUUAAAAACAUCAUAUUGUGAUAUUUUCCAGAGAGCUGACUUUGUUUAAACGACCCAAGUGGUUGACAACACAGCUAGCUAGCUGUACUGUGACAGCUGACAUUAGCCGUGUUUGUGAAGGGCUUCAUUUCUGUUUGCUUUAAACUUCCUCGACGCCUUUGGUCCACUUGGAAAAACGUGCGAUAGUGGGAGUUUGGACACUGUUUUAUCAGAAAGUCAUCAUCAUUGUUAAACUGAACUCAUUCUGCUAACAGCUGUUCAGAUGAGAGGAGUGUAAAACAUGUAAAAAUGUGCGAAAUUCACCUUUAUGUUGUUUAACACUGACUUCAAAUCCUUACAGUGGUCACUUCUACUGCUUUUUUAAAGUAUUUCAGAGCAAUGAUAUAGUAAAGAGGGUGCUGGAUUUCCUCUAUAGUUUUAUUUGUUUUGUUUUAAUGCAAAUAAAUGUAUUUGAAUUGUUAAAUAAUGCUUUAUUUUUCUGCUGCAGGUUUGCUUUGACUGCUCGGCUAAAAACCCGAGCUGGGCCAGCAUCACUUAUGGUGUGUUCCUGUGUAUAGACUGUUCAGGGACUCACAGGUCUCUUGGGGUUCACCUGUCCUUCAUCAGGUGAGUGAAUACUCAAUUAUCAACUUAUUUUGAGAAAAGUUACAAAUUAAGUUUAAUGGAAUAAUCAAAGUAUUAUUAGUAGUAUGAAAUGAUCUGAUUGAAACAAAAUGCACAUCACAUUUAAACUAAAUUAUCUUGAUAGUAGUAGUAAUGAAUGGAAAGAACGCAACAUUGUCCUUAUGUGACCUCGGUGCUGAGGUGGAACAUUUUGUGCCGUCCUGGUCAUUAAUGUCAGGGAGCGUGGGGUAAGUUGAGCCACCCUCUGUUGCUUGGAAAUGGUUAAAGAAAUUGAUCAUAUGACCAAAUAUUUAGGAGAUGGGCAUCAAUUCAUGGAGUCUGUGAAGGUUGGAAGCACAUGGGUGAAGGGGUUAGACAUUUAUUUACAAAAAAAAAAAGCAUUUUUCACUCUUGAAAGUGAAUUUAGUCUGUCAUAAGUUUUAUUAGAAUUGUGUUCAGACCACACGGGGUAAGUUGACCAUAGGAGACCACUUUUUUUUGUCAUGCUAUAUUAUCAAGACAGUUAUGUUUACACUCAUUCUGUCUGUUUGCAGGGAUGCACAACAUCUUGAAAUAUAUGCAGAUACAAUAGUUGGAGACAAAACUAGGAUUGUCUUGAUGUAGUGAAUCGGAAUAUGAAAAAUAGCUCAUCUUACCCCUCUCUUCCCUAUCUUGUUUAUAUUUUAUUUAUAAUGAAACAAAAUCCAGACAGAAAACUAAACCCUGGAUCAAUUCCCCAGACUUCAGAAACAUGUAAGGACACAGACAUGAGCCAAAUCUUAAAGGGAGAACCAGCUUUGACAGAAUCCUUGUCAAACCUGUUGAGUGACAUAAAAAUUCAGAGUUAGCUCAAAUCCUGACAGUGUUAAACAUUGUCAGAUUUAGCAAGUUUAUUACUUUUAAAGGGGCAGCUCCUUUUAAGAACCUCUUAGAAAAAGGUAAAUCUUCAAAGUUCUCUAAGUAAGGCUCUUUAGAUUUUAUAUGUUAGCUGCUCCUUUGUUACAUAGUUAAUGAACUAAACUCCAAGAAUGUAGGAAAACAAGGAAAAAGUGACAUGGGAUAAGGAACUUAAAGUCCCUAUCGUUUCAGCGUAAUACAACUACAAUAUCCCAUCAAGCUGUUGGUACAAAUGUGGACAAAACAAACCAGCCACAACCACAUGUUAUAUUCAUGGCCUGUUUUAGAACAGCACUAGUCCCCAGUUUAAGAUGAAGUAAAUGGAGUUUUUAUUUAGGUCCACAGCCCUGACUUUUAGUUCCAAGCGCUCUCCAUUAUAUCAGACAAAUACCUGUACCUGUGUACUAGAAGUGUACACACUCAUGCCUGUGUAGAAAAUGUGUUCAUGUUAAUGUUCUCUUUUUUCAUACAUGUGAUAUGCAGAUUUACCCAUUCAUAUGCUGAUAGGCUUUUUGUGUGUGUUUGUUUCUUUUUCUUCAAAGCUGUGUAAUGAAAAAGAUUUUUAAAAUUCUCAACAUUUUUGUGUCCCUCAGGUCCACAGAACUGGAUUUCAACUGGUCCUGGUUUCAGCUGAGAUGUAUGCAAGUGGGAGGCAAUGCCACUGCGGUCAGUAUAUAAAGAUCACAGUUAUGAUACCAACAGGUUUAUUCCUCUCAGUAUUGCUUCACACACACUCAAUGUGUUCAAAUUCAUCCUUUUUUUUCCUCCCCCGUUUCUGCUCAGAUUUCAUUUUUCAGUCAACAUGGUUGCACAUCCAGCGCAGCGAACACCAAGUACAACAGCCGAGCCGCUCAGCUGUACAGAGAGAAGAUCAAGACUUUGGGAACACAGGCUACCAGACGCCACGGCACCGAGGUAACAGAUACGUUUCUUAGUUUGGAUUCAUGUACAUUGGCUAUUUGUUUAUACUACUUUGCAUAAAUCAUGACAUUUGUUCCUUCUCUUCUGUGCAGCUUUGGCUUGACAGUCAGGCUCCUCUCUCCCCAACAUCACCUGGUGACAAGCAGGUGGAUUUCUUCAGUCUGCAUUCAGAGGUGAAGCAGUAAGCUGUCUUAGCUUAGGUGUUAUGUUUUAUUAUUCCUAUGCUGUACAAUCACUAAUUUCACUUUCCAUAUCUAUGUGAUGAUGUUCCAGGCUGUUCCUGAGAAUUUGAACAUGGCCAAAAUGAGUCUCAGCUCCUCCGUGUCAGAAAGACCUUCAACCCCAGAUAAGGAGGAAGACAGAAACGGUACUAGAUCUUCUCUUAUAACUAACUGCAAAUCUUCUUGUAUUUAUUAUAAUAUCAUUUGUGAGGCUCAUUGCUAACAUGACUCGUUUUCAGGGAAUUUAGAGGAGGGUCCCAGUGUUGAGAUGCUGAGUGUUUCUCCAAAAGCAAAUCCAGGUGGGUAUGUAAGGUUACAAAAACAUAGAAUCCUUGUAGUGUUUUUUAAGUCACGACGCUUUGUCGAAAUAGUCAACACAACUCACUAUUCCAGUCCUUACAAACAACAGCGAAAAAAAAUUCUUAUUAGAAGAAGAAAAUCUGUGUUCUGUCUUAUUUAUUACUAAACUAACAGAGAAGUAACUUUACCCUCCUCUGAUCUCUACAGAUCUUCUCUCUCUUAUUAAGAAAAAGCCGACUACUACCAAGAAAACGGUGCGUACUCAAUCUCUUGAAGAUUCAGGUCGCUUUUUAUCAAAUAUAUCUGUGUCCACAGCCUUUGUGUUCAUUGUGUCAUAAGUAAACUGUCCCUACUUCAGUUGGCCUCAAAGAAAGGUGGUCUAGGUGCUCAGAAGGUCAGCAGUAAGAGUUUCUCUGAGCUGGAGAAGAAAGCUCAAGCGGCUGACAAGCUCAGGGAGAAAGAGGACAGCACUGCUACCGCCAAGAGGAACUCUCAACCUGAGGAAUCCAUGUGGGUCUUUUUUUCUCUCUUAAGUCUCUUUUGUGGUAGUUUUGUAUUUAACUUGUGUGUCUAUGCUGCUAUUCUCUCCCUCUGGUUGUAUUUUUUAAACCCUUGUCUGUCUUUCCUUUAGUGCUCCAUCCAUGAGACUGGCAUACAAGGAUCUUGAGCAGCAGAGGAAAAUGGAGGAGAAGAAAUUGAAGGGAUUAGAGGGGAAUAAGAAAGAACAAGCUGAGAGACUCGGCAUGGGACUGGGCAUCAGGGGGUAAGAUGAUGAGGAGGAGACAUGAACACUGAAGAUUGUGUGCAGCUGAUUUAAAAACUGGUUUCUGCCUGUCUUUGUUUUUUUUUUUAUGCGGUCAUCAUCACACUGUUUACUUGUCCACUCUGCAGUGGAGUGUCUCACUCUGUGACAUCAGACAUGCACAUCAUCCAGCAGGAGACUCCUGUAGGAGCCAAAAGCAACAAAGGAAGAAGGUUCAAUGAUGACGAUGAUGAAGGCUCCUUCUCCUCAAGGUCAGAUUAACAAAAAGUUUACUGCAGUACUUUUUUCUUGUACAAUCCAAGUUUCCAAUAUGCUCUGUUAAAUGUUGAUAAAAACAGAUUUUGGUGGUUUGUGAAUUAUUGAAACCCUCUGUAGAUGCAAAUAGUGCAAAGACGACAUAUUAAAAGUUGAAACUGAUUUUUUCAUCCAAUAUUGGAUGGAAAUGAUCUGAUGAUCAGAUGUCACUGCAUUAAAACAGAUAGUACUUUGUAGUGGAAAUCACAGCAUGUGCUUAAAAUCCCUUUCGGAAAUCAUUUAUCUGUGAACACAUUUCAGUGCUGCGUUCACAAAUACCAUGCAAAGUGGACAUUAUGUAUAUUAACAUGAUCUAGGAAUACUGGCAACUUUUCUUAGUUGAAGUCCAUUUAGGAUGCACCAGGGCUCGACAGUGUGACCACUUUACUCGCAUUUGCGACAAAAAAAUAGAUGUGUGCGAAUUUUAAAAUGUAUUUAAGGGCACAUGUGCGCAUAAAAGAAUUAGCCAAGGCAACAAAUGUUUUUCAUUUAAAUACUGCGGCGAAGUUAGUUUUAGGUUAGAUGUCUGACGGACAUUCACUGUGGCUCUACCGGUGUCUUCUCACUCUCCAUAACUGGUAAUAGCAACAGCAGCGCGGUUAAAAAUACUCAGUAUCCUCACUGUCAAUGUUGGAUGUUGAAUAAGGGACCAUCUAUAAAUUACCAGUUAAUGUUCUCAGGAAAGGCAGUUUUUCUUCAAUAGCUUCCAUGUCAUGUGAGCAAUUGACCUAAAAUUGAUUUCAAAUAAUAGUCGACAAAUAAGACACACUCUUUAUUUCCCUAAUUUGUCCUCAUACAUUUUUUUGUGUUAAAUUAAAGGCAAAUUUUGAACAUUUUCUUCAAUAGCUUCAAUUACAUGUGACCAAAAGACCAAAAAUAGAUUUCAAAUUAUAGUACUUAUUUCGACCAAUGAGACAAACAUUAUUUCAUCAACUUUCAUUGUGACCCUUAAGUUCUUUGUGUGCUCCUUACUUAUUCAACUUAAGAGCACAUGUGCUCUUAGUGAAAAAUGUUAUUGUCAAGCCCUGUGGACUGAAGUCAAGUAAGAAACUUUGCUGUGGUCUGACCAAUCAAAAUUUGCAAAUCACCUGCGCUAUGUUUUUCUGCCCUGAAAUGUCUUUGAAUCCGACAUUAUUCUGAACUUUUUCUCAGGGUGUCGUCUCGUUUUGAGGAUCAGCCAGAAUUCUCGGAUAAGUUCUCCUCACGGUGGGAUGAUAGGAGUGAGGGAGGAGGCUGGAUGAAGGAAAGCAAGAAACCAGAGCCGGACUUCUUCUUAUCCUCCACCAUCUCAUCUCUGGAUGAAAGGUACAUUAUGUGUAUGACUGUCAAUGUGACCCAUGACUUUAGUUUACUGGAGUUUGUUGCUGCUUGAUGCAGAGGGACAUUCUACUUCUGAAAACUUGCAGAGGAUUACUUUAAGUAUCUGUGAGUGAAAAGACACAGAUUCCCUGUUUUUCUGUAGUUAAAACUUUGGGUUCACAAAUAACACACACAUCAACCACUAAAACAAAUCUGUGUCCAGUAUGAGUAUCAUUUCCCCUCUUACCACAUUAGAAAAGUCAAACCCCCUCAAGACCCCUUCUUUUAGGGUAUACAGCUGUUGUUUUGGGUUUUGUUUUAAUAGCUACCAUUUCUCGUCAUUGUUUGUCAUCAGGCCCACAUCCAGAAGAAAACCAGAACCAGUCGUGGACUCUGGAGAAGCUCAGAAAAAGUUUGGAGCUGAUGUGAAGUCCAUCUCUUCAGACAUGUAUUUUGGAAACCAGGAUCACUCUGAGGUACAGCAUCUUCAUCUUUUGUGAACUUUGAUCAAUACUUGAGGCCGUCUGCAACUGUUGAUGUUAGAAGUCUUUGUUCUGGACCCUGUUUUAAACUGUUUCUGGGACAACUGCUGUAUGAGAUAUAACAAAAUAUGUUUGUAUUCUGUUGUUUAGUAUGAGGCCAAAUCACGACUGGAAAGAUUGGCUGGGAAUGCUUCUAUAAGCUCAGCUGACCUGUUCGAUGAGCAGAAGAAACAGACUGGUAAGAGUCUACUCCACCAGAUUCAUGAAUACUUGAUUUUGUAGACAUUUAAUUACUGACACUGAAUACAAGAUCCAACUUUAUGGUACAUUUUAAGGACAAGUAAUUAUCUUAUAUCAGUUUCAAUGGGGUGCUUUAGAUGUAUUUGUGUGUUCAUUUCAUGUUGUUCUCACUACCUGCUUCAUUUUCUGUGUUUGUCCUUUUGUUUGCAGCCACUUCAUCGUACCGUCUAAGCAACGUGCUACCCAACGCUCCUGACAUGUCGCAGCUCAAACUGGGAGUGCGCUCAGUUGCCGGGAAACUCUCCGUCAUGGCCAGUGGCGUUGUUAACACAAUUCAGGUCAGCAGAGAAACAAAAAAACAUCAAGCUUUAGAUCGAAUAACAAAGUUUCAAGUUUUAAUACCUUUUUUUUUUUCCUUUCUCCAGGAUCACUACAAUUCCUGAGUCAUGGUGCGUUUUGUCUUUGGCUCAACGCCCUCUUUACCGUCUUCAGAGCUGAGAAGUUUUUUACUGAGUGGUGGUCACUUAUGUGGGUAUGGUAAAAAAAAAAGAAGAUCAUCCAGUGCUGUGGACAAAUCUGUUCUAUACUUUCCCCCCUAAAUAACCCUGAGUACAUCUCUAUUUAGUUUUAUAUGGGACCAUGUAAAUAGAAAAGUUGCUACAAUCCAGAUGGCCGAAGCACAAUAUUUUCAGUGGAGCUCUAUGCCCCCUGCUGGCACCUUGAAGGGAGAUAUAUGUGUAUAAUUUAGAUAUGAAGAAUAUUCACUUGCUUUGCUUAGCAGUCUUGGGUUCAUAUGCGUGUCAGAAUGCUGUAUGUAGCAGAAGGUGUUUUGAAGAAAAGGCUACCUUUCCUUUUCUUUGUGUAAUGAGUUCAAAACCCCAAGCAGUGGAAAGAAAUGAGCUGUACUUUUUAAUUGGUCAUACUUGCUCAUUACACGCACUCUGUAGGGUCAUGUUGUGCUCUUAUCGUGUGUCUUGCACAUUCCUGAAAGUUUGAAAGUGUCCUUUCCGUCCCCAAAGUGCACUUAUAUUUUCACUUUAAUGGGACCAAAUGUUGAUAAAGUGGGCUAAUGGGGACUAGAUAAAGAUUUGUAAAUGAUGCCGCCCUGUUUGCACAUAAGCUUCAUUGUUAAACAAACGGCUUUGUUUGCCUUAUUUCUCGUUCUUCUUUUUCUCCUUUUCUUUGUUGCUAUACAUUUGUGGUCACAGUGGGAUGAAUUAGAAGUGGGAGCAUGUGUAAAGAAGAAGUUUACCAAAUAGCUAUCUCAAUGAAUUUAAUAUGAAAAGACGUAUCACACAGUGUCUGUUCGUUAAAUUUGUAGCCCCAGGUAGCAUUAAACAAGCUAAGCUAAGCAUAGUACGAAUACUGCCUGAUGGAGACUUCCAUUGAUGAACAUCUAAUCUUGUCGUAUGGUUUGAUAGAAAAAAGUGUGAUCGAUAUUUUAGGGAGUUGGUAGGAAAGGUUAACGUUACACUUUGACAGAGCGAGUCUCGUUGUCGCCACCAUAGAUCGUAUAAAACAAGGAUGUCAUUGUUGGUGUUGGAGGGGUUCAAUGCCAAACGACGAUGGUCAUCAUAAUGAAAACGCAAACUAAAUUUAUAGAGGUGGAGCUGUGACAUCCACCUAAGUCAAGCUGUUGUACCAGUCUAAACGUUAGCGCCAAUUUCAAGUGGACACUUUAAGACCUGCAGUUUUUUUUUCAUGUCCACAUUAGCUUCAUUUCUCACACUAGUGGUUUUCACCUUGUUCCUGCCUAUUUCCAGUUUUAUUUCAAGCUAAGACGAUGACCUGCCAAGGCAUAAAAAAAAGGUAUUAGCCUGGUGUUCACGUUGUAUGAAAGUUCUUUAAAAGCUAACAUGUAACUGGUAUGACUUCAGUAGCCUAAGAAAGUCUGUAGAUGUAGGCUAGUUGCACUAUGCGUCAUAAUCUGUUACUUUUCUCGAUCUCUGAGUUUUGAAUUGGACACUUUAGGAGGUUGUAAUGAAAAAUGUGUUCAACGUUGUAACCUGCUGGACAUCAUGGGGUGCGUUUUGGUUUCAAUUUGUAGCUACUUUAUGUUGGAAUUUAUGUUUACAUGUCGGGGGGAGGGUUUUUAUUUCGAUUGACCUUAGUAUAACCUUUGUUUUUAAUUAAAUCGCAUGCUUGUUAGACCUAAAAUAAGAAAGUUCUGUUGUGGUUGGAUCCCUUUGUAGAAUUCAGGUCUCCUUUAAAUCUGAAUGUAAACCGUAAAAAGCCUUUGCGAUGUGUUUUUGUUGCUGUACUGUCAAGUCUUUGAUCAUGUCAGAUUUGAUAGCUCGUAAUUUGACAAAUGUAGCACUUGAAAUGGUGCUAUGGGUUGAUCAUGGUUUUGACGUUUAAAGCAAUAGGUUGCUAUGAGGUAAGGAAUUACCAUAGCUUGUGCUGCAGCUUGAGGAUAGUUUGCCAUGGUUCUAAAAAUGCUUCGUAGAUGUCCAAAACACUAAGAGGGCAAAAGUGUGAGUUGUAGAUCCUUCAGUGACCAAAUAUCUGUUUACUCCAUCACUCAAUGCCUUAGUCCAAAGAAACUUAAUUCACUUUCCCUCUUUAUGCUAUAUGGUGGAGUCAUCUUGUUACCUUUUUGCACAUGACCUGAAAGAAAUUGCAUGUGGCAGCUUUUGCUUGAAUGUACUUAAAUCCAAUUGAACCUUUUGCCUUGAAGUUGAGAAGCGUCCUUGUUAUACUUUUUUUUCGUAUUUUGUCAAUCUCUGUAAAUGAUUUGCGUGUCUUUUGAUGUUUAAUAUUAUUAAAUGUAACAGGAAGAAAGUAGCUCAGCAAACUGGCCCCUGUAGUUUAUAUCUGACACAUCAAUAAAGCUCACAUACCUACAGCUAUUUAAUAUUGAAGGUAACAGAAUUGUUCAAUAAAAUCUGUGCAUUCGGCUGAAAACUUAUACAAACAAUGCUGUAUAGGGCUUAGAAAUCAAGUUUUGACAUAUUUUGACACUGAAAAUGUAACUCAGACUUUUGGGAAUAUGCCAAAUAAAUGGCUUAUACUAUGCUAAAAAA